AUGGUUCAAGGCAUCGGCCGAAGCAUCGUCGAAAGUAUCACACGACCCGCCAUGUCUGGUGGGAAGCGCAAGUUUGGUCUUCCAUCCUGUGCUCGUUGUGAUGGGGACAAGUACCGUCGGUCCACGUUGGAUGCCAUUAGCUCCAAGAAUGUUGACGACAUCGUAUUGACAUUUGACGAAGGGUCGCUGCCUGCUUGCUCGGCAGUGCUGCGGAUGUGCUCGCCUGUCUUUGAGCGGAUGUUUGCGUCCCAAAUGCUGGAAGCUCGACAGAAGCGCGUUGCUGUGAGUGUGGCCACGCGCGAUGACUUUCAGGUUUUCUACAACUUACUAAUGCCUGGAGACUUACGCACCGACGAGAUCACACUGCAUAAUGUGGAUGCUCUGCUUAUCCUCAGUCACUACUACGAGGUUCACUUCGUCAAGCUGGCAUGUGAAGAUUUUCUUCUUCAGGGCCACGUCACAACCGAACGACUCCUGCAAGCCCACAAGUACGAUCUUAAGAGGCAGUACCUGCGCUGCGUGAAGGAGCUUGCGAAGCCUGCCAAACCAAUGACAAGAAACGAGAUGGAAAACAUCUCCAAGGCGUCGCCCGACAUGCUAGUAGAUUUGGCGUUCGAAAUGCGCGUACAACUGAACAACGAGUACUGA
Symbiodinium natans is the source of this 648-nucleotide messenger RNA. Lineage: Eukaryota; Dinophyceae; Suessiales; Symbiodiniaceae. The record is from the annotation of a GenBank genome assembly.